Messenger RNA from Papaver somniferum (opium poppy), 5786 nucleotides. Its product is annotated as transcription initiation factor TFIID subunit 1-like. Gene Ontology annotation, biological process: transcription by RNA polymerase II; RNA polymerase II preinitiation complex assembly. The record is from RefSeq and is a predicted model, not a curated record. The transcript has 21 exons. Gene Ontology annotation, molecular function: RNA polymerase II general transcription initiation factor binding; histone acetyltransferase activity; RNA polymerase II general transcription initiation factor activity. Gene Ontology annotation, cellular component: transcription factor TFIID complex. NCBI's taxonomy places the organism in Eukaryota, Viridiplantae, Streptophyta, Magnoliopsida, Ranunculales, Papaveraceae. The coding region runs from base 203 to 5677 and encodes 1824 amino acids.
GAUUCAAGCGGGGAACGAACUUCUUAAACAGAGAGAGUUUUUGCUUAUAAAAGGGAGCCAACAGAAGGAAGAAAUUCCCUAGAGGAAAAAAGUAAAACCUAAGAAGAAUCGGAAAGAUUAUUGAUGAUUUUGUCCUGCGGCAAUAAUCACCAGCAGUUAAUUGUUCUACUGAUUUAUCAACAACAAUAAGGGUUCAAACUUAAUGGUUACUAGUGCAAUGUCAACUCCAUCUCCAGUCACAGAUGAUGAAGAUGACUAUGAGGAGGCUGAUGAAAAAAAUGGUCUCUUGGGAUUUAUGUUUGGAAAUGUUGAUGGUGCUGGUGAGCUUGACGCUGAUUACCUUGAUUCGGAUGCAAAGGAGCAUCUUGGUGCAUUGGCUGGGGAUUUGGGUCCAUCACUGACAGAUAUUGAUCUGUCAGUAAAAUUAGCAAAGGAAUCUGCAGAUGCUUCUGAAGAAGAUUAUGAUGAAAAGGCUGAAGAUGCUGUUGAUUAUGAAGACAUUGAAGAGCAGUACGAAGGGCCUGAGACUCGAGCCAUCUCAGAGGAAGACCAUUUGCUGUCAAAGAAAGAAUUUAUUGAUGCUAAAAUGCCAUUGGCCACUGCUGCACAUAGUACUUCUGUUUUUGGUGAGGAGAAUUAUGAUGAGGAGCCCGAGGGAGAUGAUAUUGAUGAAGAACAUACAUUGGUUUCAUCAGAAGAAAUUCCUCCUUCAGCAGGUGAAAAUCUUGAAUUGGUUUCUGAGGAAGAAAAUUCUCCUGCAAAUAUUAUGCCUUCUCUUGAACCAAUUGUAGCUGAUAGCCUGUCCGUUGAUUUGAAGGAUAUUCAAGAGGAUGAUGAUCUUCCAAAUAAAGAGGAGUUGAAGGAAAACACGGUUUCAUUGCCUAUUUUGUGCAUAGAAGAUGGAGUGCCGGUGUUAAAGUUCUCUAAACUUUUCAGUGUUCAUGUGCCCUUCAGAAAAAUGGAGCAGAUAAACCAUAGGUAUCCUAUUUCAAAAGGGAGGCUUGAAACAGUGGAUCCUUCUGAGAUGGUUGAAGAGGAUGAAGAAGAUUUUCUUCGGGGGUCGUGUCAAAUUUCGUCUAAUUCUAAACUAGGGGUUGUUUCUCAAUAUGAUGAUGCAUCUGUGAUAGCUAGUGAUGGAGGAUCAAUAAUGCUUGGUGUUGGGCAAGGGAUUGGUAUGAGGGAAUCACCAGCUUUUGAACAAACAAAAGUCACCCGUCUCAGUUCACAGCCAAUGAAGGAGAGUGUUUCUUUCGAUUUGGCUUCAGAACGGGUAUCACCAUCUUGUCCCCAUACUGACCUUCUCGAUCAGCAAGAUUGGGAAACUGAGAUCAUUUGCAACAGUUCUCCUCAAGUGGGUCCAGAAUCCCCUGAGAGGUCGAUAAUAUCUGGCAGUGAUAUUGAAGGUUCCUCUAGUGUAGAAAUAGAUUCGGGAAAUAAGACAGGAGAUUUCGAUUUAGAUGUCACAGUUAAACCCGCUGAAGAGGUUCAUUGUGUUUUCCUCAGCAGCUACCCUGUUUCUGUUGAACCUUUCGACUUUAGAAAAAUUUCAGGCUCGUCUGGCCUUCCUUUGAUGGAAAUGUGUCACCCCCAAUUAUUGAGAUUAGAAUCUCGUUCCAAGGAUGAUGGUAUAAGUCGUAUUAGCAAAAUGCUUUCGUUGAGAAACAUAGAAUUGCUGGAUGGGUCUUGGUUAGACCAAAUUAUUUGGGAAUUUAAACAAGAUCUUCCAAAACCUAAACUUAUCCUUGAUCUUCGGGAUGAGCGGAUGCUUUUUGAAGUUUCAGACGAUAAGGAUGGUGGAAAUCUCCGAUUUCAUGCUGGGGCUAUGUUAGUCUCUCGAUCUGUGGAGUCGAAUAGCGGAGAUUCUUUGGAUAUUCCUGGUCAAGGAGGAGAGGUGUCUGAAUUUAAUAUUUCUAAUGACAGGUAUUAUUUGAAUAGAAAAAUGUCUCAGCAAUCAGAAUCACACUCAAAAAAGCGCACAGCUCAUGGAGUCAAGAUCUAUCAUUCAACACCUGGUCUGAUGCUUCAAACUAUGAAGCCAAAGUUGAGCAAUAAAGACAUUGCUUGCUUUCAUAGACCAAAAGCCGUAUGGUAUCCUCAUGACAACAAAGUAGCAGCGGAAAAACUAGGGAAGCUAUCUACACAGGUUCCCAUGAAAAUAAUCCUGAAGAGCAUGGGGGGGAAAGGUAGUAAAUUUCAAGUGGCUGCUGAGGAUAUCGUAUCUUAUAUUAAAACAAGGGCCUCAAAAAAGCUAGAUUUCACAUCAUCAGAACUAGUUAAAAUCAUUUAUAUGGGAAAGGAGCUUGAAGACAGUAAAUCUCUUGCUAUGCAAAAUGUUCGUCCAAACUCUGUUCUACAUCUUGUGCGCACAAAUAUACAUCUGUGGCCAAGAGCCCAGAAGGUGCCUGGUGAAAAUAUGUCAUUACGUCCUCCUGGGGCUUUUAAGAAGGUGCCCGACCUUUCUGUGAAGGAUGGACAUGUCUUCCUAAUGGAAUACUGCGAAGAGAGGCCUUUACUUAUAGGGAAUGCUGGGAUGGGCGCAAGCCUCUGCAAUUACUAUAAAAAGUCAGCACCUAGUGACCAAGCUGCCUCAGCACUUCGCAGCGAAUGUGGUGGUAGUAGUGUUGGCACUGUUAUUUCGCUUGAUCCCGCGGAUAAAUCCCCCUUCCUUGGUGACAUUAGACCUGGUUGCACUCAGUCGUGUCUUGAAACAAACAUGUACAGAGCACCUGUAUUUCCUCAUAAGUUUCCCUCAACAGACUUCUUGUUAGUUCGGUCAGCGAAGGGAAAGCUUUCUCUUAGACAUAUAGACAGAAUACAUGUUGUCGGACAGCAGGAACCACAUAUGGAAGUUAUUUCUCCUGGGUCAAAAAAUCUCCAGACGUAUAUCGGAAACAGACUAUUGGUGUAUAUAUACCGUGUUUUUAGUGCCAAUGAGAAGCGUGGGAUGCCUCCGCGCAUCGGAGUAGAUGAGUUAGCUGCCCAGUUUCCUUCUUUGUCUGUACCCAUUCUUCGGAAAAGGUUGAAACACUGUGCUGAUUUACAGAAAGGAACAAAUGGGCAGUUAUUUUGGGUUAUGAGACGCAGUUUUCGGAUUCCAGUGGAAGAAGAACUUAGGAGGCAGCUGACACCUGAAAAUGUUUGUUGCUAUGAAAGCAUGCAAGCUGGGCUUUACCGGCUUAAACGUUUAGGGAUAAGCAGCCUGACGCACCUUACUGACCUAUGUUCUGCUGCAAUGAACCAACUUCCAGAUGAAGCCAUUGCGUUGGCUGCUUCAUCACACAUUGAGAGGGAGCUACAGAUAACCCCCUGGAAUCUUACUAGCAACUUCGUCACCUGUACAAAUCAGGACAGAGAAAAUAUUGAGCGACUUGAGAUUACAGGAGUCGGUGAUCCAUCUGGCCGUGGCCUAGGUUUCAGCUAUGUACGUGUUGCCUCGAAGUCCCUUAUAUCCAGCGCGGUACUGCAGAAAAAAAAAGUUGCUCCUCGUGUGGGAGGGACCACAGUCGGUGGAACAGAUGCUGUUCUGCGUAAGUUAAGCAACGAUGGGGCUCGCGAGGUGCUACUUAAGUUCAACAUUCCGGAGGAUACAAUUGCAAAACAAGGUAGGUGGCAUCGUAUCGCUAUGGUACGAAAGCUUUCUAGUGAGCAAGCGUCUGUAGGGGUUAAAGUUGAUUCAACAACCAUCGGCAAGCAUGCACGUGGCCAGCAGAUGUCAUUUCUUCAGCUACAACAGCAGGCCUGGGAAAAAUGUCAAAAAAUUUGGGAUCGACAGCUUCAGAAUCUUUCAGCUGCCGAGAACGACGAAAAUGAGAGUGACUCUGAGGCUAAUAGUGAUCUAGAUUCUUUUGCUGGGGACCUUGAAAAUCUGUUGGAUGCAGAAGAAUGUGGGGAAGCUGAGGUGAGUAGCAAUGAAUCUAAACAAAACAAUACUGAUGGUAUUAGAGGACUCAAAACUCGGAGGCAUCCACCUCAAGUUCAAGCAGAGGAAGAAAUUGAAGAUGAAGCAGCAGAAACAGCAGAAUUGUGCAGGAUGCUCAUGGAUGAAAAGAAGAAAAAGAAAGUUGUUAGGGGAGGGGAAGAGUUGAACUGGCAGCGAGAUUUAAGUGCUGAACGGAUCAAUAAAACUAAUGGCUGUGUUAAACAAGGUAUUCGUACAGCCCAGCCUGAUGGCCCUCCAUUGAUGUCAAUGGAGAACACUUUUCGUGAUCAAAAGAAGUUGGAAAGCAUCCUUGGUAAAAGGAACUUCUCUGGCAUCAGCAAAUCCAAGAAGGGAAAUCUGGAGAAUGAUAAGGUUAGCAAAAAGCACCCCUCAGGUAAAAGAGAACGUUAUGUGUGUAGUGCAUGUGGUCAGGAGGGACACAUGAGGACCAACAAGUACUGUCCUAGGUAUGGAGAAGAUAUGGACACACAUGUUGAAAACUCUGGCAUGGAGAGGAUAUCUGGGAAGCUUAACCCUCAUGAUUCCUCUGCCCAACCGAAGUCUUCAAUAAAGAAAAUAAUACCUAAAACCGCUUCUAGAAAUGUUCCUACAGAAGCCUCAGAGAAAAUUGAGAAAACCAAAACCUUCCAAUUGAAGGUAAAAUGUGGGCUCCCUGAUAAUCCUCGUGACCAGAUCAGUGCUGCAACACAAAGUUCUGAUAAACAAGAUGAAAUGGAGAGUAGAAUUAUCUCCAAAUAUAGUAAAAUAACAAUUUCCAGCAAGAUGAAAUCCGAGGACUUCUAUGGUGAACCUCAGAAGCAACCCUCGGUUGUAAUUCACCCACCUUCGGACAUAGAAAAGUAUCCUCGAAGGAAAAUUAUUAUCAAGCAACUAAAGGUGGAUCAGGUUAAAGAAGAAGUCCAUGAUGAUAUUCAGGAGGAGCAUAGAAAAACUGAGAAAAUGAUGCAGUUAAGUUUUGAGAUACUUAGAAAGCAAGAACAGAAGCGGCUUGCUGAUGAGACAGCAGCAAAAAGAAAAGCUAAAGAUGACAAGAAAUUCUGGGAAGAGGAAAAUAAAAGAAGGGAGAGGGAAAUAAUUUUGUGUCAAGAACGAGUUAUGCAAUUAGAGCAAAAUCGAUUAGCUGAGGCUAAAAGGUACCGUGAAGCCUUGCAGCAGAGAGAAAAGGAGGAACUAGAGAGGCAGAAAAUAAUAAAAAAGAAAAAGAAGGUAAAACUCGAGGAGACAGGGGAUGAUUAUUAUCUUGAGGAACCAAGAGGAUAUCGAACCAGCCGGAGAAUGCCAGAAAGGAGCUGUGCUGCAAAGAAGCGGCCUGCUGUCGACUCGUUUGCUCGGUGUGGUCCAGAAUAUUGCCAGCAAACUAAGCGCCAUAGAGGGGGUGGAGGACAGGUUGGGUUAUCAAACGCUCUUGAAGACAUUCUGGAUGGGUUAAAGAAUUCCGAGGUUUCAUACCUUUUCCUUAAACCAGUGUCAAAGAAGGAUGCACCCGAUUACUUGGACAUCAUAGAACAUCCGAUGGACCUCUCUACCAUCAGGGACAAAGUGAGAAGGAUGGAGUAUAAAACCAGGGAAGAAUUCCGGCAGGAUGUUUGGCAAAUUACCUACAAUGCCCACAUGUACAACAAUAACCGUAACCCAGGUAUACCACCACUUGCAGAUCAGCUGUUACAGCUCUGUGAUUAUUUCUUGGACCAGUAUGAUGAAAGGUUAACUGAAGCUGAAGCCGAAGCCGGCAUUUAAGUGAAACUCUAUAUUUUCUACUUGAACCAUAAUGUAUGUAAUUACAUUUGCUGGAAAUUGUAGAGUUAGAUGUUUCCACCAAAUCUGUGAAUAGAUUAGAUGUUAGUCA